Molecule: messenger RNA, 3761 nt
Organism: Racocetra persica
Lineage: Eukaryota; Fungi; Glomeromycota; Glomeromycetes; Diversisporales; Gigasporaceae
Source: the annotation of a GenBank genome assembly
AUAAUUCUGGCAUUCUUAAAAUUUUACAUUGUGGAAAAAUUGUCGUGUUGUCUAGAGAGUAUAGAUUACCAAGUGAUGAAAAUACCUCAAAAAAUAAAGACAAUUACUCUAAUUUUAAUAGUGAGAUGAAGAAGCAUUGGUCAAAAUUUCGUAAGAAUUUAAGAUCAACUGAAAUUAAAGGUGUUCAAAAAAAUCUUGGUUGGGACAAUGUUAAAGAAAAUCAUUGUACUGAUGAACAAGGUUCAUCACGGGCUAGGGUACUGGAUACACCUUGUUUAAAUAAUUUGGAAGAGGGUCAGGGUAAUUAUUUUCAAGAUGAUUUAUUUGAUAUUGAAAAAUCUUCAAGUUAUCAUCAUCGAUUAUCUGACUAUGAGGAAUUUGAACAACAACAACCUUCUCCUUGGUCUCAGUCUCCUGCUCCAUCUCCAGCUGUAACGGAUCUAAAUUGUAAUCCUUUCUUUCAAGCUAUACCUGAAAUUGAUGAUGAAGCAUUCAAUCCCUCCUCUUCAAGUUCUUCGUCUCCUGACCUUCAUUCCUCACAUAACUUUAGCUAUCCGGCUAUUACAGAUAACAAUGUUUACUCUAUUGUACAUAUUCCUUUAAUUCAUCCUACUACUGUUAAAAAUGUGGUUCCUACAAAUACAAAUCGCGCACCUGUACCUAUAGCAAUUUUAUCGUUUCUUUCAUGCCUUGUUCCUUAUCCAUCGGAUUUAAUUAACUCUUUAAAAGGCCUGGCUCCAUUCUUGGCAACAACCUUAUCAGUCUCAAUGAUACAUCAGCAGUCUGUUGUCCAAUUAUCUUGUACAACUCCAACUAGAUUAGAAAGACGUCGUAGUAGUCAACAUUCUAAUAUGACUGCUACUCCAUUUUCUACGGAUUCUUUGGUUGAUGAUGAUGAAUUUAGUUUAUCAUCUGGUGAAUGUUCGACAGCAUCAACAAAUUCUUCAAAAUGGACUGCUUAUGGAUGUAGUCCAAGUUUAGACUCGGAUAAUGAGAUGAAUUCAUUUAGUAAUAUACAGGGUUUCACGAGAUCUGAUAGUUAUGAACAUACGCCUGUCUCUGAUACUAUACCAUUAACCACGAACUCUCAUCCACACACUUUCAUAACAUCACGCCGUUCGGGGAAAAAUCGUAGAAUUUCGAUGCCAGCGGACACUACUUUCUGGCACCGUAAGAGACGUCGAUCAAAACGUUCUUCAAGAGGAUCGAAUCAGUCAGAAGAUUUACUCGGGCGUGGGUGGAUAGAAGUUAUACAUCCUGAUGAUCGAGCCAACGUUUUGGAAAUGUGGAACACUACAUUUUUACGUGGAGAAGGGACAAGUGCUAACUACCGCAUGAAACGAUUUGAUGGACAAUAUCGUUGGUUUCUUGGCCGUGCUGGUCCCUUACGUGACGCAAGAGGUGUUAAUAUUCGUUGGUUUGGAACUUGCAUUGACAUUCAUGAUCAAAAAUUAGCUGAACAACGCCAAAGUCGACAACUUCAUAUAGAAGCCAGUGAAAAAAAAUAUCGACUUCUUGCAGAUGCAAUACCUCAAAUAGUAUUCACUGCCACACCUAAGGAUGGUAUAACAUAUGUAAAUGAUAAAUGGUUGGCUUAUUCCGGUCAAACUGAGGAACAAGCAAAAAAUUUAGGAUUUUUGUCACACGUUCAUCCGGAUGAUCGUGCGAUUUGUCGUUUACCGGAAGAUACAGCAUCUGAUAUGGAAAUGGGUUAUUCGAUUGAGGUUCGUUUGCUGCAGAAUGACGGGGAAUAUAAAUGGUAUCUGGUAAAAUGUAUUAGUGUUGAGGUUUCAGAAGAAGGCCGUAAAUGGCUUGGUACUUGCACUGACAUAAAUGAUCAUAAAGUAUUAGAGCAAAAACUUAAGGAGGCUCAUGAUGCAGCUAAAAGAUCAAUGGAAAGUAAAACACGAUUUUUGUCCAAUAUGUCGCACGAAAUUCGUACUCCAUUGAUUGGCAUUACCGGCAUGAUUAAUUUCAUGCUGGCUACUAAUCUAACAACGGAACAACUUGAUUACGCGCACACAAUUCAACAAUCUGCAGAUGCAUUGCUUUUAGUCAUAAAUGAUAUAUUGGAUCUGAGUAAAGUUGAAGCUGGAAUGAUGAAACUGGAGAUGGAGCCUUUUUCACUUCAUAAUAUGAUCGAAGAUACCAAUGAAUUACUUUCAACAUUGGCAAUACAAAAGUGUCUUGAACUAAGUUUUAUAGUAGAUGAUAAUGUUCCCAACGUUGUAUGUGGAGACAGAGUAAGAUUACGUCAGGUCUUAUUAAAUGUUAUAGGGAAUGCAAUCAAGUUCACCUCGAGAGGAGAAGUUUUUUCUCGUUGUUCUAUACAUCCAGAAGAAUCAGGAAUUAACGAGAGUGAAGUUAUAUUGUUGUUUGAAGUUGUUGAUACUGGUGACGGGUUUGAUUCUGGAGAGGAAGCUGCUAUGUUUAAACCAUUUUCUCAAGUGGAUACGUCUUCAACACGGAAACGUGGAGGUAGUGGGCUUGGGUUGGUCAUAUCUAGGCAAUUAAUAGAGCUGCAUGGAGGCAAAAUGUACUGUAAAAGUCAAAAAGGUGUUGGAUCAACGUUUUAUUUCACAGCCAAAUUCCAAAUACCUCCUGAUUCCACAGAUCCUCGUCCAUCUACACCAACUUCCGAGGAGCUCAAUCCGUUUCUUCGGAUUAGCAAGUUUGCUGUGCAGAAUGAUAUUAGUUCUCCACCUCCUUCAAAUUUACAGUCAUCAAAUCUAACAUCUUCUCCCAUGUCAACCGUCUGCCAAAAUUCUCCUGUGUCAACCGUCUGCCAAAAUUCUCCCGUGCCAACCGCCUGCCAAAAUUUCGAACCUUCACUUCCAAAUCCAUUCGGUUGUAUAGAACCCAAUAAUAAUAAUGUAUCAUUGCCCGAUUUCGAACAGUUAAUUUUGCUCCAUCCCGUUUGUGUUCUUAUAGUGGCCGAUCUACCACGAUCACGUGAAACUUUGGUGUACUAUGUUCGCUCCAUUCUUCCUAAAUCACCAACACCUGAUAUUGAUAUUACUUGCAACUAUGACGAAGCUAAUGAUCGACUUACAAGUUCAGAAAUAAAGUCUUAUACACACAUUCUUAUAAAUUUAGUUUCUCAAGAUCAUAUUAUUUUUCUUUCUACUAAAAUCAAAAAUUUGACACACCUCUCGCUCACCAUCACUGUAAUAUUAACCACUCCAAUUCAACGUGCUGGAAUUAUGGAGGGUGCACGAAACGAUUUACCAGAACGUGUUGAUUUUAUUUUAAAACCUCUUAACAGAACCAAAAUGGAAGGUUUAUUUGAUCAUACCACCACAGUACGGGAUAAUUUCUUAAGACGCAGAAACACGCAUCAAAUAGUUGCAUCUCAAAGAGAAGUGUUUCAACGUAUGGCAGAUGCUGUCGGUGACAAAGGAUUUAGAGUCUUGUUAGUUGAAGACAAUUUUGUUAAUCAGAAAGUGAUGACAAAAUAUCUCACUAAAGUGGGUUUGGAGGUUACUGUUGUUGAUAAUGGUGCUCAAUGUUUGGAAAAGUUUUAUUCACAUGAUCACAAUUAUUUUUCAUUAAUAUUGUGUGACUUAUUCAUGCCCGUUAAAGAUGGAUUCGAGACGACGGCUGAAAUUCGAUCGUGGGAGGCUGAAAAUUUAACGGAUGAACCACCGAUCCCAAUAAUUGCACUUACUGCGAAUGUGAUGUCAGAUGUGGCGGAAAAAUGUUUUGAAGUUGGAUUUACAAGCUACGUCAGUAAACCUGUUAGCUUCUCUAAAUUAAGUGAU